AUGUCCUCCGCCCAAGAUGCAGACUCGGGCGCCAAUUUCUGGAGAGCGUUGAUCAACCCCGAUAAGAGUCCUGCUCCGUUACUCGAACAGCUAUGUCUGGGGAUUGCACAGUUGAUGGUCAAUCUGUGUUGCUGCCUCAUUGAUAUCAUGCAGCUCGCUAAUGUCUUCCAGGUCACCUUUGACGAAUACGCUACCACCGACCUCACCCCCGAUCGAAUGGCCGCCUUUUAUCGCAAAGUUGGAGGCAACUACGACGUGCUCUUUCUUGAAACAAAGUCCUCAGCCCUGUCAUUCAUUUAUCAGCGUCUCGGGUGUUUCCACAGUAUUCAGCCCUCGAACGACCCCUUCAAACCUCCGUCCAUUCCAGCAUUGCAACCCAACGGCUUUGUGAGAUGGCAGACAAUCCAGCUCCUCCUCGAUCCUGAUGAACAUGCCCGCUAUUUACAGAAUGCCGUUCAGCUGUGGGACAUUGAGAAUCCCAGCGGAGGAACUUUUCCAAAGACCAUUCCCCGAGACGCUUUCCCGUCGGAACCAGAUCCGGAGAUGGUGGAGUGGCAUGAGGGAGUGAGCCGGCGUUUUGAAUUCGACUACUGGAAGAAGAAUGUCUUGCGAGCCUCUCCGCCCAAUUUUCGCACAUAUCACUCGCAAUUCAGCCAGAAGGAUGCAUCGCCUGAGAAAGAGGACCACACUUCGAGUCACCGGCCCGCAACACCACAGCCCCGGCGACAUGCGGAGCCAGACGAUCCGCCCCGGAGGAGUCGCCAUAACAGACAGCGUAGUGGCGAGCUCCCUACGUCCGCCACUCGAAGAGUCAAAUCCACCUAUUUCCCCCGCGCAGAGGAGGAGCCCGAAUUCACGUCUCCCCGAGCGCCAUCCCCGCCCAUCCGACCGAGACAAUCCACAAAAGCGAGAGGCCGCGAACGACCGCAGUCCUUCGUCUAUCCAACGAGCACAGAACCCCACCACGGCCAAGAAACAUCAGACGCCUCGUCCGAAGACUCAGGAUCCCCGACGCACGGGCAGCCGCCGAAAUCAGGCCGACACAGCCAUUCCCGGAACCUAUCACCGCCCCGCUCCUCCCACGCUCGACGCCACUCGCACGAAGCAUACGCCCGCAGACCCACACGAGACGGAUCCCCAGACUCCCCACGAAGAUAUACCCACCGCGACGUCCAUCCCGCACACACAGGACGGCUGUACGACUCCGACGGCGCGCGGAGACCCCGCCAGUCGCGAGCAUACAACGAGGAACCCCUUCCCAGCCGCUCCGCGGGCGUCCGUUUCCGCGAACACAUCUUCCACGAGCAACCCCCCGUCACGCCCUCACCGGAAGUCCCCCUCUACACCCACGUCCAUCCCCGCUACGUGACCGGGAUCAGCGAGAACUACGUCCCCCGUCCGCACCACAGCCACCCCCUGGACUCCUACGUCCUGGACGACGGCCGCCGGCACAGCUACCGCGACCCGACCUCAAACGCCUCGUCAGGCGCCCACGCCGCCGGGAUCGAGCGCACCCGCUCCUAUGCUGGACGCCCAUCCCGGGUCCCGGGCUGGGCUAGUCCGCCGCAGGGUAGCAAGCGAUGCGUGCCUGUCCCCAUGGUAGACGUGGAAUACCCGUCCCCGUCGGGGCGGAGAUCUACCAUGUACGACCGGUAG
Messenger RNA from Aspergillus thermomutatus, 1656 nucleotides. RefSeq lists its product as uncharacterized. The record is from RefSeq and is a predicted model, not a curated record. NCBI's taxonomy places the organism in Eukaryota, Fungi, Ascomycota, Eurotiomycetes, Eurotiales, Aspergillaceae. The transcript has a single exon. The coding region runs from base 1 to 1656 and encodes 551 amino acids.